Myotis myotis is the source of this 1117-nucleotide messenger RNA. RefSeq names its product cytochrome c oxidase assembly factor 1 homolog. The transcript is spliced from 6 exons. Lineage: Eukaryota; Metazoa; Chordata; Mammalia; Chiroptera; Vespertilionidae. The record is from RefSeq and is a predicted model, not a curated record. Gene Ontology annotation, biological process: mitochondrial respiratory chain complex I assembly; mitochondrial respiratory chain complex IV assembly. Gene Ontology annotation, cellular component: mitochondrial inner membrane. Bases 19 to 552 code for a protein of 177 amino acids.
UUAGACCGACAAGCCUCCAUGAUCCAGCACCUCCCCCUCAGCCAUUUUGACUUACUGAGGCAAAUUUCCUUUGAUGAUUUUCAAGAAAACCGUGUUACACAGUGGCAAAAGGCUCUAGGAAGCAGGAUGCCACAAGUGCCUCUGGGAAAAGUGAUCCUUUAUACCAGUGUGAUGACUAGUGGGGGCUGUGCCCUUGUGUAUUACCUUACACAAAAAGCUUUUUCCAGGGCUUCCUAUUACCAGUUGGCACUGGAGCAGCUGCAUAGCCACCCUGAGGCCCUGGAAGCUCUGGGCCCUCCUCUCAACACUCACCAUCUUCAGCUCAUGGACAAGUACAACUUUGUGGACAUUGCUGAUGCCAAGUUGAAGAUUCCUGUCUCUGGAUCCAAGUCGGCAGGCCAUCUCUAUGUCAUCUCCUCCAGGGAGGCCCCCUUUAAAAGUGUUUUCUGGAUUACUUUUGGUUUCUAUCAGGUGGCACCUUCAGGAGGUCUUCUUAGAGCUCAAGGAUGGUCAGCAGAUUCCCGUGUUCAAGCUCAGACAGGAGAAUGGUGAUGAAGUAAAAGUGGAGUAAAGGUGAUCAAAAAGACCCAGCUUUCUCCAAGCACGGCCUUCCCUCAUCAACAUGUCCCCUCUAUGCUCUCGAGCCAGUUUUCCAGCCACCAGAGCGAUGAUUAUAUGUGCUGGCAUAUGGUAAUUUUGUUUUAAUUCUGAUUCGACCACAAUAAACACUAUUGAGGUUUUAUUUAAUCAGACAGAAACGUUUACUAUAAGUUUAUAAUUAUUUGAAAGUUCUCUACAAAGGCACAGACUAAAAGGCAUCAGUAUUAAUGGAUGUUUGUUGAUUUUUUGGUUCUCAUCUCUUUUCUUUUCCUCUCCCCAAGCGCUCCUCCUACUUUUCAGCUCCGUCAGUGAGAAGAUUUACUAAAGAGGUUUUUAAUUUUCCAUGUUGGAAUGCUCAGGAAGUAUAGCCUUUUGUAUCCAUCACUCUACCCUGAAUUCAUAUUGUUAAGUAGCUUGUGGGCAUUCUCAUUUUGUAACUUAUUGCUUCAUUGUUGUUUUAUUUUCUGAUUUGUUUUUUAGUUAUCAACUGUCUGCCCAAAUAAAGGUUUGAAAAAUA